AUGUCCUCCGUCAAGCUUGGAGAUGCCGGUGACAUCUCAAUUUUGGACUUCGGUCCCUUCCUGGAUGGAACCAAUAAGCAGGCUGUGGCGGAUGCUGUAUUAGCUUCGUUCAGAGAGAUGGGAUUCGUAUACCUCGUCAACCAUGGUCUUCCUCAAGACAAGAUUGAUGGCAUGUUCGGAUGGGCGAAGAAGUUCUUCAAUUUACCCCUUGAGACCAAGCAAUUGGCCCCACACCCUCCCUCGGGCACUCAUCAUCGAGGGUACUCUGCGCCUGGGCUAGAGAAAGUGACACAGCAUGUUUAUGACGACGAAGAACUGAAGAGGAACCGGUCCCAAGCCCCCGAUGUUAAAGAAAGUUUUGAAAGCGGCCGGGAAGGUGAUCCGUACCAACCCAAUAUCUGGCUUCCAGACGAUCUACUUCCAGGCUUCAGAGAGGCUUGCCUAGACUUUUUCUGGACAUGUCGCGAAGUGGAAUUGUCCAUUCUGAGGGCGUUGGCUCUGGGAUUUCGAUUACCGGAAGAUUAUUUCGUCAAAUACCACACUGCCUCGGACAACCAGCUCCGGCUUCUCCACUACCCUAGCGUCCCUGUCGAGAGCCUGACAAAAGAACGAGUAACAAGGAUUGGGGCGCACUCUGACUUCGGUAGUAUAACCUUAUUAAUGCAAGACCAGGUGGGCGGCUUGGAAGUGGAGGAUGUCACUAAGCCAGGACAAUUCAAGCCGGCACCCCCAGUGGAGGGUUCCAUCAUCGUCAAUGCGGGCGACUUCCUCCAACGAUGGUCGAACGACAUCAUCCGAAGUACGGUGCAUCGCGUGCGCGCACCGCCUCACCUUACUACGAAAGAUGGAAUGACCCCGGAGCGAUAUUCCAUACCCUACGACAUGACAACGGUAGUCGACUGCAUACCGGGAACGUAUUCCGAGGAAAGGCCCAAACGCUACGAGCCAAUCUCUGCAGCUCAAUACAUCAUGAAGCGUCUAGCUGCCAGCUAUUGA
Gloeophyllum trabeum ATCC 11539 is the source of this 996-nucleotide messenger RNA. RefSeq names its product Clavaminate synthase-like protein. The transcript is spliced from 9 exons. The record is from RefSeq and is a predicted model, not a curated record. Lineage: Eukaryota; Fungi; Basidiomycota; Agaricomycetes; Gloeophyllales; Gloeophyllaceae. The coding region runs from base 1 to 996 and encodes 331 amino acids.